UUAGAUUGAAAAUCCAGCUGAAAGAUUUAAAUAAUGAGAUAUUUUGACAGGAAGAAAUUAAGAGAUAGGGGACUCCAAUAAAUGGUCUUGAAAAGGGAAAACUAAGCCACGAGGCUGGGGUGGGUUCUAGACACCUAUCUGACCUCUCCCGACAUUCGUGCUAUCUCUCUCACUCUCUCUUGCAUUUCUAUAUAUUUCAUCUUUCAACAACACUUCAUCUCCUCUUUAUGAUCUCAACUUUUACCAAACUUAACCCUUUUCACUUUUGAUCUACUCUACACCUUAAGGCCUUCAUUUCUCCCUCCCAUACAAAUAAUAUCUUUUUUCUUUCAUAAACUUUAAUAAUAAGUUUCUGAUACAAUGAACAGCUUUGACCCCCAAGGACAAGAAGACUUGUUGAAACAGAUCACUGGCGCACCUUCAACUUCCUCUUCUUUGGCAGGCUUUCCUGGGCUUGAGGACGAUGAUCUUGUCGCCACCGUGGUUCCAGCUGUAACAGUUGUGCUAGAGGGUCGUUCCAUCUGCCAGCGCAUCAGCCUCCAUAACCAUGGUAGCUACCAAAGUCUGGCCAAAGCCCUACGCGAAAUGUUUGUGGAAAACGCUGGAGACAGUGAUGAUUUUGAUCUUUCCAAUGUCAUUCCUGGCUACCUUAUUGCCUAUGAAGACAUGGAGAACGAUCUUCUUCUAGUCGGUGACCUUAGCUGGAAGGAUUUUGUACGUGUGGCAAAGAGAAUUCGUAUAAUUCCAACCAAGGCUAACUCAAGAAAAGGUUCAACAGGAACAGCAUAAGCGAUGAUAACCUGCUGACUAUGGGGGAUGUUUUGAGCAUGUAUAGGAAAAAAACAUAGAAACUAAUGAAAUAGAUUGGACUACAAGUAGCAAGAAACCUGCGAUAAUGUUAGCAAGAAAUGCUGGUUACUGGCUAAUAGUCUAACUGGAAGUACAUGUAAAGUCUUUGUGUUCUUGUAGGAGUAAAAGCCCCUGUUAGCAACUCAUGGUAUCAUGGACUACAACUACUCUUCAUUCUUAGCACUUUUUUUUACAUAAGCACAAGAUUGAUAUGUGGGUUUUUUUACAAGUCAAGAUGAAUUACAAUCCAAAAUUACAUAUUAGUAUAUCUUUUUUAAAAAA
Molecule: messenger RNA, 1131 nt
Organism: Vigna radiata var. radiata (mung bean)
Lineage: Eukaryota; Viridiplantae; Streptophyta; Magnoliopsida; Fabales; Fabaceae
Product: auxin-responsive protein IAA33
Exons: 2
Coding region: 361-789 (142 amino acids)
Biological process (GO): regulation of DNA-templated transcription
Cellular component (GO): nucleus
Molecular function (GO): protein binding
Source: RefSeq, a predicted model, not a curated record